Molecule: messenger RNA, 2500 nt
Organism: Lepus europaeus (European hare)
Lineage: Eukaryota; Metazoa; Chordata; Mammalia; Lagomorpha; Leporidae
Gene: NLRP10
Product: NLR family pyrin domain containing 10
Exons: 3
Coding region: 99-2069 (656 amino acids)
Biological process (GO): positive regulation of inflammatory response
Cellular component (GO): cytoplasm
Source: RefSeq, a predicted model, not a curated record
CUCCAGGCUGGGAACCUUCACAGUAAGUGGCUUCUGUGUUGUUAGCCCAUUUAUGUCACUGGUCUGAACUCAACCUUUACCUCUUGAUUGCCAAGGCCAUGGCGAGAGUCUGCAAUCCCCAGAAAGCAUUGCUUGGAGCCUUGAAUGAUCUUGAAGAGAACAGUUUCAAGAUAUUGAAGUUCUACUUACGGGAUAUGACCAUGGUUGAGGGCCAUUGCCAGUUGACCCGAGGGGAGCUGGAGGGCCUGAGUCGGGUGGACUUGACAUCUCGACUGAUUUCAAUGUAUGGAGCACAGGAGGCUGUGAAAGUGGUGCUCAGUGUUUUGAAGGUCAUGAACUUGAUGGAACUUGUGGACCAGCUCAACCUCGUUUGUUUGGAUGAUUACCGAGAAAUAUACCGGGAGCAUGUGCGCUGUCUGGAAAAGAGGCAAGAAGGGGGAAUCGACAGCAGCUACAGGCAGCUGCUCCUGGUGGCCAAGCCCAGCCCCGAGAGCCCAGGAUCACCUUUCUGUCCCAUCUCAGAGCAGGAGCUGGACUCUGUCAUGGUGGAGGCUCUAUUUGCUCCAGGGGAAAAGCCCUAUGCAGCCCCAUCCGUAGUGGUGCUCCAAGGGUCGGCUGGCACUGGAAAGACAACUCUGGCCAGAAAAAUGCUGCAGGACUGGGCCACUGGUACCCUGUACCCAGGCCGGUUUGAUUAUGUCUUUUAUGUGAGCUGCAGGGAAGUGGUUCUGCUGCCAGGAAGAAAACUGUCCCAGCUCCUCUUCUGGUGCUGUGGAGACAAUGAGGCCCCGGUCACCGAGAUUCUGAAGCAGCCAGAGCGGCUCCUGUUCAUCCUGGACGGCUUUGAUGAGCUGCAGAGGCCCCUGGGAGAUCAGCUGAAGAGCAGAAGGUCAAGUCCUGUGGAGAACAUGCUGCACCUUCUCAUUAGGAGAAAGGUCCUUCCCACGUGCUCCCUCCUCAUCACCACUCGGCCCUCGGCUUUGCGGAAUCUGGAACCCUUGCUGGAUCAACCGUGCCAUGUCCAUGUCCUAGGCUUCUCUGAUGGGGAGAGGAUGAAGUAUUUCAGCUCCUAUUUCGUGGAUGAGAAGCAAGCCAGAAAGGCCUUUGACUUUGUGCAAGGAAAUGACGUUCUCUACAAAGCGUGUCAGGUUCCAGGCAUUUGCUGGAUGGUCUGCUCCUGGCUGAAGAAGAAGAUGGAGAGAGGCCAGGCAGUCUCAGAGACACCCAGUAACACUACCGACAUCUUCACUGCCUAUGUCUCCACCUUCCUGCCAGCCGAUGACAAGGGGGACUGCUCUGAGCUUACUCGGCACAGGGUCCUAACGGGUCUUUGCUCCUUGGCAUCUGAGGGGAUCCGCUGUCAGAAGCUCCUAUUUGAAGAAGCUGACCUCCAGAGGCAUAAUUUAGAUGGACCCAGGCUUGCUGAUUUCCUGAGCAGCAAUGACUACCAAGAAGGCUGUGACAGCAAGAAGUUCUAUAGCUUCCUGCACAUUAGCUUCCAAGACUAUUUUCAUGCCAUGUCUUAUCUGGUGAAAGAGGACCACAGCCAGCUGGGCAAGGAGUCCUGCAGAGAAGUGGAGAAGCUGCUGGAGGCAGACAACCAGGAGAUGACCCUUAGUAUGCAGUUUUUAUUGGACAUAUCAAAAAAACAGAGCUUCUCAAACUUGGAGCUAAAGUUGUGCUUCAAAAUUUCUCCCUUUGUAACACAGGAGCUGAAGUACUUUACAGAACAAAUAGAGUCUAUAAAGCGUAAUAGGAGCUGGGACUUGGAAUUCUCCCUUUAUGGGUCUAGAAUAAAGAAGCUGGCAAAAAGUGUUCAUAUGAGUGAUGUAUCAUUCAAGCUGGAACAUUCCAAUAAAACGAAACCCCAUGGUGAUACGUCAUUUUCUGUCAAAACCAGCUUGAAUCAUGGAGACGGAGAGAAGCAGAAAUGUCCUGCUGUAAGACAAGAUAAUAUGGCAGAGACACGAAAGGAGAUUUCCAACGGAAAAGGCAGAGACACAGAGGAGCUAGAUAAGGAAGCUGGGGGCAGUAGGAUGGGCAGCAGGAAAAGAUGGCAAAAGAAGUGAAGGGUCAGAAGGUUGUUAGAUUGGAGAGAGAGGAGGAAGAGGAAGACAGAGUAAAAAGGAUGGAGAGAUGAGAGACCAGACUAAAGGGCACUAGAAAAAUGAAAUACAGAGGAAGAAAUGGAAAAGAGAAUUAGGUAACAGAGGAUUAAAAGACUUGGACCACUGUACCUGGGGGAAGACCACGUGGAGUGAGUCCUUGGGAACAAUCAUAUUUACCAUCAGUGCCUCAAAUUCAGUAGUUAGCAUCCUUCUCCCAGGUGUGGAGCCCAAUUUCAGUAGCUGCUCUUAUGCGUUGCUGUCAAUGACCAAGCCUUUGAUCCCUGACUCUUUUCUGUACAAUAAACUUGUUGAUAUAAUAAAGUGUGGAUUGUGAGUAUUCUGUGAGAUAUGGGUAAAUGUGGAGCGCAUACAUGUCAGCAUUUAAAGGAAAU